AUGAAGCCCAGCGGACGAAAUAGUUGUUCAAAGUCACUCCAUAUUGAAUUACAGGGCUUAGAAGUGCUCAAACAAGCUGACUAUUCCAACUCCAAAGAAUUAAAUAAUAUUACUCAGGCCACCACGAAAACAGAAUUUAUUGAUUUAAAGUUGGUGAUAUUAUUGCUAAACAAGUCGCUUAUGCAGUUUAAUGGUACAAUGUCUACCUUCAGCAUAAUAUUAUGUAAUUAUUUGAUACUAAUAAUUUAUAAAUUACCAUCAAUAAUGAGGAGAAAUAUGGAUCGAAUAAGACAACUAUGGGAAUGGAGCAAUCAUAAUUAUUAG
Molecule: messenger RNA, 324 nt
Organism: Cotesia congregata
Lineage: Eukaryota; Metazoa; Arthropoda; Insecta; Hymenoptera; Braconidae
Source: the annotation of a GenBank genome assembly